Molecule: messenger RNA, 1533 nt
Organism: Nothobranchius furzeri (turquoise killifish)
Lineage: Eukaryota; Metazoa; Chordata; Actinopteri; Cyprinodontiformes; Nothobranchiidae
Gene: fnta
Product: farnesyltransferase, CAAX box, subunit alpha
Biological process (GO): protein geranylgeranylation; protein farnesylation
Cellular component (GO): cytoplasm; protein farnesyltransferase complex; CAAX-protein geranylgeranyltransferase complex
Molecular function (GO): CAAX-protein geranylgeranyltransferase activity; protein farnesyltransferase activity
Source: RefSeq, a predicted model, not a curated record
UGUUUUUUCCCGCAGUACCCGAACGCAGCAUUCACCACACCGGAUGUGACGUAUUUCUUCGCAGAUAAACAGAUUUAGCUAAAAAAGUUAGCCAUGGCAAGUGUUGAAGAGACUUCAAAUGAGCCCGCGGAGGUGAAAGAAGACAACGCGUUUGAUGUAGAAACCGAGGACCAGUUCGGAGGGGAUUAUGGAGUUGACCCCACUCAGUACAUGUUUUACAGAGACCGGAAGGAGUGGGCUGAUCUGGAGCCAGUUCCACAAGAUGAUGGACCAAACCCUGUAGUGAAGAUCGCCUACUCUGAGAAGUUUUCAGAUGUGUAUGACUACUUCCGUGCACUCCUGAAAAAAGAUGAACGAAGUGAGAGAGCUUUUGCACUGACUGCAGAGGCCAUCGAGCUGAACGCUGCUAAUUACACAGUAUGGCACUACAGGAGAGUCCUGCUGCAGGCGUUAUCCAAAGACCUGAGGGAGGAGAUGAGGUACAUCACCAACAUCAUUGAGGAGCAACCCAAGAACUACCAAGUCUGGCAUCACAGACGUAUGGUGGUGGAGUGGCUGGGUGACCCCUCAGAGGAACUGGAGUUCAUCGCACAAAUUCUCAGCCAAGAUGCAAAGAACUACCACGCGUGGCAGCACAGGCAGUGGGUCAUCCAGGAGUACAAGCUGUGGGACAAGGAGCUGGCGUUUGUGGAGAGUCUUUUGGAGGACGAUGUGAGAAACAACUCUGCGUGGAACCAGAGACAUUUUGUUAUUUCUCACACUACAGGAUUCUCAGAACCAGCUGUGGUGGAGCGAGAGACUCAGUAUUGUCUGAACCAGAUCAGGAAAGCUCCUCACAAUGAAAGUGUGUGGAAUUACCUGAAAGGGAUGCUGCAAGACAGAGGUCUCUCAUCUCAGCCAGGUCUGCUGGAAAAGGUCCUGGAGCUGAAAGAGACGCAUUGCUCACCUUAUCUUCUCGCUUUUCUGUUCGAUUGCUACGAGGACGCCUUAGAGAACGGCGUCCCGAAGGACAGUCUGGACCAAGGCUGUCAGGAAACUUUAGAAAAGGCUUUAGAGAUUUGCAAGCUUCUGGCGCAGGAAAAAGACACCAUUCGUAAGGAGUACUGGCAGUUUUUGGGACGUUCUUUGCAGGACAGAUACGGAGGCGAGGUUUCUCCUGGCGAUGCUACACCUACAGCUCCAGCGUCUGAACCCCAACAGAUCAGCUAGACCGCUGGGAGACUUCUCAGUCCCUCUGUCUUCUAGGCUUCGGCCACUCUUAUGAAGUUUGAUAUUCCUGUAAACCGUUGUGGAACUCAUGAGUGGUACAGAUACAGCAGUCCAGCUCUGGUGCCUCUGUUGAGGUUACGUCUCUGCUUACGACGUUCAGAAGUAAGCUUGGAAAUAGUUUUCUAUGAUCUGAUUGGAGGGAAUAAGCCUGUGUCUGACUGUAGAGCUGAAUACUUCUAACCAAGCUAAUGAAGUGGUACAGUUUGUAGUAUUUCUGUUGUUUGUAAGUUUAUUUUCCAUGAUAAUAAAGGAGUUGCAACUCUG